Molecule: messenger RNA, 6698 nt
Organism: Nothoprocta perdicaria
Lineage: Eukaryota; Metazoa; Chordata; Aves; Tinamiformes; Tinamidae
Gene: KIF14
Product: kinesin family member 14
Exons: 29
Coding region: 66-5033 (1655 amino acids)
Biological process (GO): microtubule-based movement
Molecular function (GO): ATP binding; microtubule motor activity; microtubule binding
Source: RefSeq, a predicted model, not a curated record
AUGUAGCCUUUCAAAGAUGUCCAGAUCUUUUUUGAAGUCUCAGCAGUGACUUGCCAGAAGAUGAAAUGCCUGUUCACACGGUUCCUGCAAGAAGCCCCCCUGAGGUGCAGGGGGCUACUGGGUUCCAGAGGAAUUCUUCACAAAAUAUCUCCUCCAGCAGCAAAAAGUUUGGAGAGCAACGGAAAUCAGGGGAAUCAGAGGAAGAAAAAGAUAAUCUAUUCUCAUGCUCUCAGAAUAAGGCCAGAGAAGUAAACAGGACUUAUGUGAUUUCUGCCUGUAAAAAAGCUGGUGAUACACCGAUUAAGUUUAAGCCUGAAGAUAAAUUAAUGCUUCAGGGGAGAACCGCAGCAGGCAAAGAAUCAGYUUGCAGUGGUGAACAAUUGAGCGAAAAAUCAGCGCAGGAUGCAGAAAAUGUACAAGCUGAGAAAAGGCUUAUUCUGCAGAGACGUGUGAGGACUGACCCUAUGGAGAAGAAUAAAAUAAAUUGGAAUGCUGCGUCUGGAACAGAAAGUAAAGGUUCUGUUAUUGUCCAAAGAAAUUCCAAGACUGUGCUUCCAUCAAGUACAGGAAGUAACGAUACCUGUUAUGCUAAACCAAGCUGUAGAUUAGCUGAAGGUCAGUCCAUUAUGAAGAAGUACUCUAAUCUGAGCAGCAAGGAUUCACUAAGUAAUGUUGAUGGUCUGUCUGAAAAAGAUAGCUAUGGGCAUUUAAAAUAUAGGACAAUCACUUUGGAUAAAAAGCUACAAAAUGAAGUUCCUAGAUCAGCGCAAUGGGUUACCUCAAAAUAUAGUAAUAGGACCCUGGGAGAACAGCUGAAAGAAAAAGGCAGUGUAAAUAAGGGAGCUGAAAAAGAAGGGUUAGAAAGCUUACCUAUAAAACACAGUGCCUUAGAAAGGCCAAGGACACCAAGAAAAGAUAAAACUGAAGGACUGAAGCUUACACCAAAACAUAGCACUCCUCAGGAUAUGAGAUUUUUUUCUGUGUCUGCUUCAAAGAAACAAAUAUCUUAUCCUCAAAUUGGAGCUAAAAAGAAAAUGAGUGUCUCCAGCUCUCCCUCYGUCAGUAGACGUGCCAAAGCAGAAGAGAACACAACGUAUGUGCUAGCUUCCAAGGAAGGGGCUCCAGCUGAGAGCAAUAGCACCAAGACAGACGUUUUCAAAGCGGAAAACAGCAAAGUGACUGUAGCUGUUCGUGUACGGCCUUUCAGUAGCAGAGAGAAAAAUGAAAAUGCCUUUCCUGUGGUCUCCAUGAGUGGGUCAGAGACAGUGGUACAAAAUCUGGACACAAACCAGGUUUACAGCUUCAGUUAUGACUUCUCCUUCUGSUCUUUUGAUAAGUGUCAUCCAAGCUUUGCAAGCCAAGCGAUGGUUUAUAACACUUUGGCAGUACCACUCCUUGAGAGAGCUUUUGAGGGCUACAACAUUUGUCUUUUUGCUUAUGGACAGACUGGUUCUGGAAAAUCAUACACAAUGAUGGGAUUUGAGGAAGAUCGAGGAAUAAUUCCAAGAUUUUGUGAAGAUCUUUUCACUCGAGUAGCACAAAUGGACAAGCAACARAUUUURUUUCAGCUUGAAAUGAGCUAUUUUGAAGUUUACAAUGAGAAAAUUCAUGACUUGCUUGGAUUUAAAGCUGGAAGUGGACAGAAGAAACACCCUCUYCGUGUAAGAGAACACCCAGUGUUAGGACCAUAUGUGGAAGACCUGACUGUGAAUGUUGUCAGUUCUUAUUCUGAUAUCCAGAGUUGGCUUGAGYUAGGAAAUAAACAGAGAGCAACAGCUGCUACGGGAAUGAAUGACAAGAGCUCUAGGUCUCAUUCAGUCUUCACCCUUGUCAUGACACAAACAAAAGCAGAAUCUGCAGAUGAAGAGCAAUGUGACCGCAGGAUUACCAGUCACAUAAACCUUAUAGAUCUAGCUGGUAGUGAACGCUGCUCGGCAACUCAAACUGUUGGAGAAAGGCUGAAGGAAGGUGUGAGUAUUAACAAGUCGCUGCUCACGCUUGGAAAGGUCAUUUCUGCACUCUCUGAGCAGUCUCAAAAUGGAAAGAAAACAUUCAUUCCUUACCGGGAGUCUGUCCUUACAUGGUUGUUAAAGGAAAGUCUUGGUGGAAAUUCCCAGACUGCGAUGAUUGCCACAGUCAGUCCAGCUGCCAGCAGUAUAGAAGAAACACUCAGCACUCUUCGCUAUGCAAAACAAGCUUGUUCCAUAGUCAACAUCGCUAGAGUAAAUGAAGAUGUGAAUGCCAAAUUAAUCAGAGAACUAAAAGCUGAAAUUGAAAAACUGAAGGCAGCUCAGAAAAGUGCUCAGAAUACUGACCCUGAAAAGUACAGACGUUAUUUGCAAGAAAUAACUUCUCUGAGGGUAAAACUGCACCAACAGGAAAGGGACAUGGCAGAAAUGCAAAGGGCCUGGAGAGAAAAGCUUGAACAAGCAGAAAAAAGGAAAUUAGAGGAAACAAAAGAGUUACAGAAAGCAGGAAUUGCAUUCAAAAUGGACAACCGUUUACCCAACCUUGUCAACCUCAAUGAAGAUCCCCAGCUUUCCGAGAUGCUCUUGUAUAUGAUCAAGGAAGGAGAAACAACAGUUGGCAAGCAUACACUAAAUUCAAGACAUGAUAUCCAGCUUUCUGGAGCACUAAUUGCUGCUGACCACUGUAUUAUAAAAAACACCRAUGGCCAAGUGAGUAUUAUCCCACUGAGAGAAGCAAAGACGUAUGUUAAUGGGAAACAUAUUUCAGACCCAACAGUUCUACAUCAUGGUGAUCGAGUGAUCCUUGGGGGAGACCAUUAUUUCAGGUUUAAUCAUCCAACAGAGGUUCAGAAAGUUAGGCCAUCCUGUGGCUCAACACUUSUAUGUGAUGGCCCAAAAGACUUUGAAUUUGCAAGAAAUGAGCUUCUUGUUGCACAAAGAACACAGCUUGAAUCGGAAAUUGAAGAGGCACGGCUCAAAGCCAAAGAAGAAAUGAUGCAAGGUAUCCAAAUUGCAAAAGAGAUGGCACAACAAGAGCUGACCUCACAAAAAGAAGUUUAUGAAAGCAAAAUAAAAUCCCUAGAAGCUGAACUGAAAGAAGAAUCCUAUAAGAAGCAAAUGCAAGAACUGGAUAAUCAAAAGGCUGCCAACAAAAUACAAGAGUUAGAAAAAGCAAAGCAAAAUCUUGAGCUAGAAGUCAACUUCAACAGGAAGCGUCUGGAAAUGGAGACAAUAGCUACUAAGCAGGCUCUAGCAGAUCAUACAAUUCGUCACGCAAAGAUACUUGAAGCUCUGGAAGCAGAAAAACAGAAGAUAGCUGAAGAAAUACAAACACUUCAAAAGAAUCGUGGAAGUGGGAAAAAGGCUACAACUAUUCCACUUAACUGGAAUUCACUGAAGCUAUCAAUGAUGAUCAAGGAGGCCAAUACCAUUAGCAAAGAGUUGGGGAAAAACACUGUUUUCUGCAGGCAUGACAAAAUGGAUGAUAAAACAGGAACAGCAACUUCUGUUCAGGUACAGGUUCGUAAUGUCAAAUUGGGAAUUGCGACCUUCUGGAGUCUGGAGAAAUUUGAAUGCAAACUAGCAGCAUUGAAAGAACUUUAUGAGAAUAAUGAUGGUAAUAAAGCUGCUGAUGUAUUUUGUGACCCUACUGAUGAGUGGGAACCUGACCUUUCAGCUGCUUCUGUUUCUACUUUUUCCAGGAGAAGAAGCAGAAGUUUCAUGAAGAACAGGAGAAUUUCUGGAUGUUUGUCUGAUGUAAAAUUACACUCGAUCCAGAAUAUAUCAGGCUCACUGAACAAAUCCAGCAUAUGCCCAAGUGCUUCUGAAUUGUUUCUUCCUGGAAUUUGCAAAGAAUCUGUGACUUCAGCUUUAGACUUGCUGGAACAGAAUCACGAAGGAGGAAAGAGCAUAGCAGAUAACCUUCUAACUUGUUUGUUUACCAUUUUCACGGGAGUAUCUGCCAUUUCAAAAGCCUAUGAACAGCAAGAUGAAGACUGUCAAGAGAAUAUUUUCUUUCUUGAUCGUGCUGCUCAGUCCUAUAGCAUCAGAAUUAUCUCUGCUUUUGACCAGCUUGUGGUCCUAACCAAGCUUUGGCUUGACAAUGUCCAAAAGUGCUCCAAAUCCAUAAAAAUGGAAGAAGAAUUAAAACAGGAAGUCAAGAACUUGGGAGGUUAUUUACAGUUACUUUUGCAGGGAUGUUCUUCAGAUAUAUUCUCAAUGGUGAUGGAAGCAUGGAACAAAGUAAACCACACAGUAAGACAAACAAUGAAAUAUAUAGGACACUUGGCAGUACUCAGAAGAGCUGAUAUUUCUUCUUCUGAAGAGAACAGCGUUAUAGCAACCAGCCUACAGAAAGAGUUUCUACUUGCCAUUUACCAUGGAGUAGGCUUAGGCCUGGACACUCUUCUGGAUGCAGUACAGGAAAAAUCAAGAGUGAUACAGAGAGAACUAGGGGAACAAUACUCACAGAAUGAGAUACAAAAUCGAAUAAAGGACGAUGCUGUGGCUUUAGCCAAAUUCCUUGGAAAUAACAUAUCUUAUUGUAGGAAGAAAGAAAGAGCAUCUCAGUUACCAGAGGAGGAAUGUGUGUAUCAGGAAAUAAAGAAAAGCAUGAGUGUUGCUACAAAAUGUUUUGAAUUGGAGCAGUGCCUUGCUGAAGUCUAUCAAAUAGUUUCUUCUACAUUACAAGGGUCAUACCAACAUACAAGUCAUUUCAGGAGUUGUGCAGAGAAGAUUUGCACAUUAGCUGGUUAUUUUAACAGUUAUUUCAACUUAAUUGUCUUGCCUUCUGCAAACAAUCCUAUCCAGAUGCCUUUUAUGAACUCUGAGUUGGAUUCUCUGGUUGAUUCCCUUGUUAUGAAUUUUGAGCUUGAACAAGGACAGCAGUUGCUGAAACCUCAGACYCUUUGUGGUGGAGCUAUUGGGACUCGAGGAAAAGAGGAUGAAACAGCUGGAGGUGAAUCAGUGAGGAAACAGAAGGGAAUUCUGAAAGAGCUGCAUGAAAAGCAGUCAUCACCUGCCCUUUCGGGGGAGCUUCUGCCCAGUAGGAUWCAGUGGGUGUAAGAUUUAUCACUCCUAUUGCUUUGGCUUUGUGAGGAUAUAUGUUCUGAAUUUCAUGAAGAAAAAGUCAAGUUUAUUAAGAAGYUAUUAGACUUGAACAUGAUUUCUUUUAAUAAAGAUCUUGUAUCARCUUCAGAGUAGCAUAUAACAAUCUAAAACAGUAAGUAAAAGAAUUAUUGAAGUUGAUGUGAACUGAGAUAUUAAAAACUAUUGUGGGGAGGGGGAAAUGAGAAAUUCUGCAAAUGCUUGUUWAGGACAUUUGUUGCCUCUCAGGCCUUUAACCUAAGAACUCAAGUUAGGAGGAAGGGAAGUAGAAGGAAGGAAGCAGGGGAAGGAUAUUCUUUUUAGAAGAUGACUGUAAUGUACGUUUUUGUAUAUAGUUAGAGAAGACUUUUUUCCCGUUAGACACUGAAAAGGUAGGCUAUGUGAAUAACACUUUUUUUAAUAUUGUUGCUCCACUCCUCCUGCCUUAUAAUCUAGUAGGGCUACUGCGUGUUUAAAGUGUUCUGUUAUUAAUUUCCUGAUAUGUCAACUUUUUUUUGAGGAAAUGUUUGUCUUCUCUGUASGGGGGAAAAAAAGAGAUACUAAAAUUUCUUUAUAGUGUUACUUGAAGAAUAUUUUUUUAAUGUAAUCCUUCUAAAUAUCUGGGUUUAGAAGCUGGCACUGAUAGCACUCCUAAAUUCGACCCCAAGUAGUUCGUGUUGUGUGGUGUUAAAGUCACUGCUCAAAGCGCUUUCAGUACUGUUGGUAGCUGCCAAAAGUGGCUCUUCCUGAGCAGUCUGCAGGCCUGCGAGGUUGUAGAGAAUUGCACUGAUGCAGAGUACACGAUAUAACUAGAGGGUGCAWGUUGCAGAUACAGGGCUCGAUGGCAAUAACCUCUUCGUUGUUUGAAAGUGGGAAAAUGAGGCAAUGACAGAAGGUUGCUAAAGCCCGUACAAGUUAACAGCKUGAAUUAAAACAAAUUUGAGGUGCUAUCCCUCGAUACAGGGUCUGGGAGGCUUGAUUUGCUUAUUGUAGUACUGAGCAAAUCAAGAGMUGCACUUAGAGUGUCUUCCUCAGAGCAAAGCCCCAAGCCAGGGAAAACAGGCAGCAUUUUGAGUAGCUCACUCUUCAAGGACACUUCAGGUGCUUAAAACACUUUUCCAUGAGUAGAUUACAGUGAAAAGAGGUGACAACUCUUCUUCAUAUGCUUUCAAAGUGGWGUUGGAAUUAAUGCUGUUGUUCAGUGUGGCACGUUCUUGUUUUGCUUGGCUUUUUCCUCUUUGGUGGGGAUACAGGGAGAGGUAAUGAUGCUGAACCUAGCAGCCUGCAUAACUUUUUUCAAUGCCAAUGUAGCUUAACAUUUUGUUGCAAAAUGGCUUGUAGCUCUGCCGUCCAAAAUACUUAAAUAUUUUUUAGAAUUUGCAUUCAGUUAAUAUCUUGCACUGUGGUCUUGCUUAAUUUCUUCCACUGUAAAGGCUUUUGCCAGUGUGUUUGAAGAUAACAAAGCACAUUGAGAUUUUUAUAGUUGUAAAUAUGAAGAGAAGGGUGGUUUACUUUUGUAAAUGUACUAUUUUAUAUGUGGCUGAAACCAACAUGACUAGUGCUUUUGAAUCAUGUGUGUAUAUAUAUAUGUGAGGCAUUGUAAAGAGUGCAAGUGAAUUAUGUAAUGAUGACCAAGUUUUCUAA